AUCUAUUACUUUGUCUCAUUUUAUGAGUAGUGUUCACUGCUCUCAACUGUGCUCUCUUGCUACACUUUUUUUCUCCCUCUUCACUCUUCACACAUCAUUUGCUUCCAAUUUUUCGGGCUCAACCAAAUCACUGACACUCCCCAACUAAAAAACAAUUUUAGAAUAUGCAAAUUUGCUGGUGAAGGAUGAGCAGUUCUUAUGGAAAAAUAGUAAAGAGCUACAGUUGAAUGUAUAUGCAGAGAGGAGGUGGACCAGCAGAAAUUCUCCAAAAGAGUCUCAUUCGGACCUCUUUUAGGCGAGACAUCUUUUACGAUCUCAUUACAAAAAAUGAGUGUUAUGAAGCAACGUAUUCCAUCCAACUUCCCUUGCAAUGCCGAACUUGAGGUGGACAAGAUCAGCAACUUACCAGCACAGAUUGUUGACAAGAUUUUGUCUCAUUUGUCACUCAGGGAUGCUGUGAGGACAAGCGUCUUGUCCAGUAAAUGGAGAUACAAAUGGGUUUCUCUUCCAAACCUUGUAUUUGACAAUCAAUCUCUUUUGAUUUCAUCCCAAGACCAAACCUUCAUAAAAAAUAAGAUAGUUAACAUUGUUGAUCAUGUUCUCUUACUUCAUUCUGGUCCCAUACAAAAGUUCAAGCUUUCUCAUCGGGAUCUUCAAGGGGUGUGUGAUAUUGAUAGAUGGAUUCUUUUUCUAUCAAGGGGUUCUGUGAAGGAAUUUAUUCUUGAAAUAUGGAAAGGACAUCGCUACAAACUCCAUUCUUCUAUAUAUCUUUGUCAAAAGUUGAUCCACUUGGAGCUAUUUAAUUGUCUUCUAAAACCUCCUCUCACAUUCAUUGGUUUUAAAAGUUUGAAAAGCCUCGAUCUUCAGCACAUCACUAUGGAACAAGAUGCAUUUGAGCAUCUCGUAUCGAGCUGCCAUUUGCUUGAGCGGCUUACACUGAUGAAUUUUGAGGGUUUCUCCGAUCUUAAAAUCCAUGCACCAAAUCUCCUCUUCUUUGACGUUGGAGGCGUCUUUGAAGACAUCAAUUUCAUGGACACAUUCAACCUUGCCAUAGUUUCUAUUGGGUUAUAUGUGAAUCCUGGAUUUGACAAAAAUCUUACUCUAGGCAGUGCUGGAAACUUGGUCAAGUUUUUUGCUCAUUUACCUCGUCUUCAAAGGCUCGAAGUACAGAGCUUUUUCUUGAAGUAUCUGGCUGAUGGUAAGGUACCGGGAAGACUACCUACGCCUUGUGAUGAGCUUAGUUUUCUUUCAAUACGCAUAAAUUUCAACCAUCUGGAUGAGUGUCUGGCUGCACUUUGUCUUCUCAGAAGUUCCCCUAACCUACAGGAGCUUGAGAUGUUGGCACGCACAGAAGAACAAAGUGCUUUGAGAACCGUUGCCAGUGUCAUGGAAGAAAACUACCAGAAUUGUAUGUUUAAUCAAUUGCGGCAUGUGAAGAUUGCUGGUAUAUCUGGGCUUAAACAGGAGCUAAAUUUCAUCAAUUUUCUGCUUGCAAAUUCACCUAUUCUUGAAAGGAUGACAGUUAAGCCAGCUUCAGUAGACGGUGCAUGGGAUAUGCUAAAAGAGUUGCUUCGCUUUAGGAGAGCUUCAGUACAAGCCGAGAUCGUUUACCUUGACCCUUAAUUGAUAGUAGCAUAUCUAAGAUUGGGAGCCUGAGGUCUAGUAAGAUCUCGGGGUGUUCACUUUGGAAUUUGACUAUAUUUGUUUAGCAUCUACUCUUAGAAACUGAGGUACGCUGUCUGAUAAAACUGAUGUUAAAUGAAAGUAACAAUGUAAUCGUUUAGGAGUCUUGUGAACUUUUCAGACGUCUUCGUGGAAGCCUUGAAAUUUAGUUGCAUAGUUGUACUUGUUCUGUAGAUAGGGAGAUGAGUUCAGAGGGCAACGGAGCCCUCCUGUUCUUCUCUUAUGGCAAAUUCCAGUAUUAUGUCUUGUUCUUUGGUACAAGUGGUUCUCAAACAUGUGUUAUUAUUGUCUUGAAGAAGGGAGUUGAGCUAAUGCUUCGUAA
Capsicum annuum is the source of this 2005-nucleotide messenger RNA. RefSeq names its product F-box/FBD/LRR-repeat protein At1g13570. The transcript is spliced from 6 exons. The coding region runs from base 328 to 1623 and encodes 431 amino acids. The record is from RefSeq and is a predicted model, not a curated record. Gene Ontology annotation, molecular function: protein binding. NCBI's taxonomy places the organism in Eukaryota, Viridiplantae, Streptophyta, Magnoliopsida, Solanales, Solanaceae.